Serpula lacrymans var. lacrymans S7.9 is the source of this 2425-nucleotide messenger RNA. RefSeq lists its product as uncharacterized. Lineage: Eukaryota; Fungi; Basidiomycota; Agaricomycetes; Boletales; Serpulaceae. The record is from RefSeq and is a predicted model, not a curated record. Gene Ontology annotation, biological process: proteolysis. The transcript is spliced from 8 exons. Gene Ontology annotation, molecular function: serine-type peptidase activity. Bases 196 to 2217 code for a protein of 673 amino acids.
GGUUAUACGAGAUUCCAGCUUGGGCUCGAGUCGAGAAUCCUGUGUCUUCAUUUACUUAAUUGUGGUACGCCUUUGGUCGUUGGGGCACCAGCUCAAACCAUGUCUGGUGAUACUGAUGGAAUGAUAUCAAUAAAAAAUUUCGAACACUUCAGGACCCAUUAAACUAGUACUUUGUUCGUCGAUAUAAACUCAGCGAUGGAGAAGAAAACGACAGCGCCGUACGGAACAUGGUCUUCUCCGAUAACUGAAGAUGCUAUCACGGCGAAUACCAUCAACAUAUCUGAUGUUAUUGUUGAUCCAAUACAACACGUGGUGUAUCACCUAGAGAACAGACCCUCUGAAAAAGGCCGCAUCGUAGUCGUCAAUACGCACCUUGGCGGCAAAGGGGAUGUUUUCGGUGAAGGUUUCAACGCGAGGACUGGUGUCAACGAAUAUGGAGGCGCUGCUGCUAUUGCAUACGAUGGCACCAUUUAUUUCUCCAAUUGGGAUGAUUCGAGAGUAUACCGCGUCAAUAAACUUACAGGCCUAGCGCCUGAAGCGAUCACUCCAGAAAACAAAUAUCACAAAUACGCUAACUUUGCAGUUCAUCCUAAGCAUCCCAAUCUGAUUGUAGCGAUCUUUGAAAAUCACAAGGAUCAUUCUGGGCAAGAUAACCCCCGAGAAACUGACAACUUCCUUUAUGUCAUCAAUACGGAGACUAAGCAAACAUAUCCUUUAGUGACUGGUGCAACCUUCUAUGCUUCACCUGUCUUUUCUCCUGAUGGGACCAAGAUCGCGUGGCAGGAAUGGUAUCACCCUGAUAUGUCUUGGGAAGGAUCUCUUAUCUAUGUCGCCGAUGUUGCUCCUAGCGGAGAGAGUCUCGUUAUCAGCAAUGCUGUCGUUGUAGCAGGAGAAAAAGCCCACGUCAGCGUUUCCUACCCACUAUGGGCCAACAAUAACACCCUUGUAUUCACCAGCGACAAGGACUCUGGUUAUCAAAACCCAUGGAAAUAUUCUACAGUAACGAAGAUUGCAAAGUUGGCACUAUCUGCUCCGGUCCAGGAGGACUUUGGUGGACCGGCUUGGCUGCUUGGCGCGUAUCCGUACGCUUUCCUCGACCACACGGGAUCCACUGCACUGUUCACGGCAUUUCGAGAUGGUCGUAACGUACUCUAUGUUGUUGAUCUCCAAAGCGAGAAGAAACCAGCAGAAGUUUCCAUCCAGUCUUCCCAUUUUGCAGUGAUCACUAACAUCCGUCAGACUUUCGGUGGUGCUGUGUUUGUUGGGCAGAAGAGUGACGAAGCUGGAGGUGUGAUCUUGUGCACUAUCACUGAUUCUGCGGCUGGACCAUCAGCCCAGUGUGUUACACUCAAGUCUACCGGAUCCGUAGCCCCAGCUUUUCCCCCAGGGAUCAUUUCUCCGCCACAGCCAUUCACGUUGCCAAGAGGUGACCAACCGAUUCAUGUUAUAUACUAUGGUCCAAAGAAUCCAGACUAUAUCGCACCAAAGGAUGAAAAACCUCCUUGUAUCGUCAAUAUCCACGGGGGACCUACUGGGAUAGAAACGCAAGCACUCAGCUCGGCGAAACAAUACUUCACAAGUCGUGGGUAUGCAUGGCUUGACGUUAACUAUGGUGGUUCGUCUGGCUAUGGCCGAAAGUACAUCGAACGACUUGCAACGAUGUGGGGAAUUGUCGAUAUUCAGGAUUGCAUUGAUGCUGUCAAAAUUCUAGCUGCAACCCACGAGAAUUCUAUCGAUGUGAACCGUGUUGCCGUGCGAGGUGGCUCUUCAGGCGGUUAUGCCGUUCUGGCCGCCAUGUCCAUCGCCCAGGAUGUCACCUUCUUUGCAGCUGGCACGUCGAAUUUUGGUAUUUCCAACCUAAAGCAACUUGCUAAAUUCACCGACAAGAUGGAGUUACAUUACAUGGAGAAACUCCUCGGAGGGACUGUGGACGAAAUUCCAGAGAUAUACGAAGCUAGAUCACCGUACUUCCAUGCUGAAAAAAUCAAGAAACCUUUGUUGAUUUUGCAAGGUUCUGAGGACAAGAUUGUCCCUCCAGACCAGUCUAAGGAUAUAGUGAAAAAGAUACAGGAAACUGGAGGCGCAGAUCGCGUCGAAUACCACGAGUUCGCAGGAGAGGGACAUGGAUGGCGCCAGGCUGAAAAUAUGAAGCAAGCGUUGAUUUACGAGCGUGUGUGGUACGAAAACAGGGUCCUACCUGCGUCGAAAAAUGAGUAGUCGAGAUGGGCGUUGAUGCUGAAAGAAGUUGGGCUAUGAAAUUGUGUGAUAGUGGCGCAAGACUUGCAAAGAUCAGCGGGUUUUGCGUUUUGUUUUGUUUAUAUUGGACAAGCUUGGCUUAGUGUAGUAUGAAAAAAGUUGUGCAAUAUGUGUAUAGUAGACUUGAUAUGGCGCAACUUCAAGCCGCAGUUUGUAGACUGGGAGAGAA